AUGGCAAGCUCUAUUGGAUCAAGCGUAAAUAGCGACAACCAAGCACGAACCUCUGUCUCUGGCCUCAAAUUCGGGCCAGAUUGGAUGCGCAACCCGCCGCAGCAACAAGAGUCGAUUCCCCAGCGUCAAUUUGCUUUAGCUCGGAAUCGGUAUGGGAGAGAAGAAAUGCUCCAGAUUUUUGAUCAAAUCAAUACAAAUAAAUCUGAAAUUGCUGCACCAGACGAAUUGAGCCAGAUGCCUGCGGACUUUCCAGAAAUGGUUGAAAACUUUCAGCAACCAGUGGCGUAUACUUCGCCAGCAAACGAGCGCCGUGUAGAGAUGCCUCGUGACAACGCACAAGCGAACGCGAUUGGAAUCGGCAAUGGGCCACGACAACAAGGAGGAGGCGCUGGUAGAGGAGUGCGCCAGUUCCCAAGCUCGAACAGGACUGGCACCGACUGGGGCCAGCCACGAUCGCGCAUUGGAUCCAGCCGAUCGGACUUGUCCGACAAUUGGCGGGGCGACCGUGAUCCAAAGCCCGAGCCCAACGACAACGACGGGUGGAGCAAAGCGGGCCAACCUCGCUCCCAAGAGCCAAGCAAGGCUGUUUGGAAACGAAAAGGCGCGCAGCAGCAACAGCAGCAGCAAGCCUCGCGCGCUCCUGAAUGGAUGUUUGACUCGAAUGACGGGGCGGGCGGCUUCGAUGGAUCGGGCAACUUCACCGAGGGCGACCUUCCUUCGUCCGGACAUCCUGAUGGCCAGCCCGACGCGCUCUCUGAUGCGGCUUCUCGGCAAUCCGCUGAAGAGCGAGGAGGAGGAGCUGGCCGUGCGGACUCUUUUGAUCAGCCCGGAGCGAACAAGAAGAGCCCCUCACCUCCUGAGCCCGAGCCCUCUCGAAUCGACGACAAGGCUCCUAUUCUCCGAGCUCAAGAGUCUUACCAAGCGGCUCAAGCUUCUGAAGCUGCUGCUGAUCCUCGCCGAUCUGGUCCUCCUGGAAUCACUCCGGCUGGCGAGGAGGCUUGGAUCCAAGUUCCGACUAUGCAAUGGUUCUACAAGGAUCCAAAUGGCACUGUUCAAGGCCCCUUCCCGGCGGAUGACAUGUUCGAGUGGAAUUCCAUGGGUUACUUCAAGGAUGACCUGCUCGUUCGGCGAUCGAUUGACCGGGAGUUUUCGACUUUGGGGAAGACGCUCGCUCGUUACGGAACCGAUCCGUUCAAGGCAACGAAGCAUCCGCCAACACUGAAGCCUAAGGAGGUCCCUGUUUCUGCUCCUACCCCUCCUCAACAGCAAGCACCAGCAGCGGCAGCAGUUCCUCCUGCUUCGCAACAACCGGUGGCUGCUCCCCUGCUGCUGCAGCGCCAAUGGCCCAAGCCGGGCUGCAAUCGAUCGCUCCUGCUCCGCAACAGGAUCCGAUCCAUCAAGUUAUUUUCCUGA
Messenger RNA from Oikopleura dioica, 1413 nucleotides. Lineage: Eukaryota; Metazoa; Chordata; Appendicularia; Copelata; Oikopleuridae. The record is from the annotation of a GenBank genome assembly.